AUGCGCCGAUCCUUGCAGAUAAUUUGCAUCGUGGCCGCGAUCAGCGUCGCUUACAGUCAAGGUAAUUCAAUCUUUGAGAGCUAGAAUCAAACAUCAGAAUUGAAAUCCGAAUCCCCUAUCAACCGUGACAUGACGUCAUUCAUUUUCAGCCGGACGCGAUGAGAAUGUGAGUGCGAAGCGAAACGACUUCUCUCGCGACAUCAUGUCGUUCGGAAAACGCGCGGCCAACACUGCCGACCUCUACGAUCGGCGCAUCAUGGCGUUCGGAAAGAGAGAGCCGAACGUAAGUCUGCCAACUCCUAGCUCCUCAUCGUUUCUCAUUUCAGUUCGACCGCGAAAUAAUGUCGUUCGGCAAGCGCUCCGGGAACACCGACUUCUCGCGCGACAUCAUGUCGUUCGGCAAGCGCUCCUCCAUGGUACUGCCCUUCUUUCCCUACUAUCUACGACCUUACCGUAAUCCACUUAUUCUACAGUACGACCGCGACAUUAUGUCGUUCGGCAAACGCGCCCCCAUCGACUACGACCGCCCGAUCAUGGCGUUCGGCAAGCGCGCCGAGGACUACGAGCGACAGAUCAUGGCAUUCGGCCGCAAGUAA
Molecule: messenger RNA, 596 nt
Organism: Caenorhabditis sp. 36 PRJEB53466
Lineage: Eukaryota; Metazoa; Nematoda; Chromadorea; Rhabditida; Rhabditidae
Source: the annotation of a GenBank genome assembly